Schistosoma haematobium is the source of this 660-nucleotide messenger RNA. RefSeq lists its product as uncharacterized. The coding region runs from base 1 to 660 and encodes 219 amino acids. Lineage: Eukaryota; Metazoa; Platyhelminthes; Trematoda; Strigeidida; Schistosomatidae. The record is from RefSeq and is a predicted model, not a curated record. The transcript has 3 exons.
AUGGAAACAACCAAUAUUAUAACCAAUUGUACCAGUGACUGUUUAACUGUGCUCUACGAGUUUCCUUGUAGUGAUGUUCAUAGUCAACCGCGACUCGACUCCACCCUACAACUGGUUAGCCAGUUUUUAGAAAACGUCCCAACCUCUGGUCAAAUCUCCCGGAGAAGUCAAUGCGACGUACAGGCCAUCCAAUUUCGACCUGCAUCAUUUACUUCCCAUGACCCAGAAGUCUGGUUUGCCGCAUUAGAGUUUCAAUAUGAGACUCGCUGCAUUACGAGCCGAAGGCGAAAGUAUGCGUUCGCUCUCGAAUCACUACCCGAGGACCAUAUAGUAGCUGUACGUGAGGUUGUCCUCAAUUCCAAUGCACCUAAUGCUUACAAUUGCCUCAAAGAGGCAAUUUUCAGACAUCUCCUCCCAUCGGGGGAGGAACGAUUGACGACAUUGUUAGCACGUCACCCCCUGGGUGAUGCUAAACCAAGCCACCACCUCACGUGCCUGCAAUCUCUUGCAGGACCAACAGCAGCUGACUCGGAAAUAGUCAAAGGAUUGUGGCUCGAUUCAUCACCAGCUCACAUCCAACCCUACCGUAACGGCCCUGCUCGAGGACGCACCACUUCAUCAGGUAGUCCUCACAGCAGACCAAUUUUUAGGGAGGACUAG